AUCGGUCACUCACCGAGGUUGUCUUAAAUUGAAACAGAAAUAGGCAGCUGGAAAUGUAUUAUUGAAUUUUGAGCAAAGAAACUUAUAAAAGAGUCGAUCUCAAGUUUCCAUGUUGUAUAUUCUUCUUGACUGAUUUUAACUCGUGCGCCAAUACGAAGAUUCUUGUAACAGUGUGCUUGUCUUCAUUUUUUUAAUCUUAUUUCCUUGGAAAGUGACGAUGUCUAAAAAAGAUCAACCAAAGAAAAAUAAGCCAGAUGAUGAGCCAUCAGAGCACUCAUCUGACCCAUCUGAUGAUACACCAAAGGACGAGUUAAGUCCUGGUGAUGAUGAGGACAGUUGUCUGUUGUCCCCUCCUCUCCCUGCUGGAGCAGAGGUAUCUCCGGUAGCGAGCGGAAGUGGCGCGAGAUCAUCCAAAGAGGGUAAAAAGGUCACCGGUAUGAUGAAAAGGUGUAACCCGUUUAGAAAUAAAAAUCCUAAAAAACGUAGAUUGUCAAGUCCUUUUUCAAAAGCAAAAGCCGUCUUUAAGAAAACAUUUCGGAAAUCUGAUACAAGCAUCCAAGCCUCUAAACCUGAAUCUGAAAGGCACUCUCGCAAAAUUUCUGAUCCUACAGACUACAGGAAAGUUGUUGAUCUCCAAACAAGAAUCGAGCCUGAGGAAGGUUUCUUCCAAUCCCAUUCAGCGUCUACAAGUAAAGAGACCGAAACUGAAGAUGGUGAGCAAACUAGCAAGGAACCAAAGCCAAAAGGUUUUUUCAGUCAUUUCUAUAGUUCGAGUAAGGAAACCACAGAUGGGCCUGAAGGUAAGAAAAAAGCUGAUCCUGCUGUCCAAAAGAAACCACUCUCUCCCAAAAUAUCCAAACAGUCUUGGUCCAGUGAUGCUCUUUCAAUUGGUUUUUUUAACGAUGGAAUGCUGCCAUCUGAAUCUUCAGGGGUUCCUACGGAGUCUACGUCUGUAGACACACAAGAUGUUAAAUCAGGCAGCAGUGUUUCGCCGGUGUCUUCCAGUAAGGAACCUUCAACCAAACGAUCUAAGGCUGAAGAUGAUGACAACAAGUCUGGUGACUCAGACUGACUUGUGAAUUUCUGAGGACUACUUUUAAACUUGUACCAUUUUUAUCAAUGAGUGUUUCGUGGGAACAUUUUUAAAAAUAAAGUGCUUUGAAUAUU
Messenger RNA from Parasteatoda tepidariorum (common house spider), 1167 nucleotides. RefSeq lists its product as uncharacterized. The record is from RefSeq and is a predicted model, not a curated record. NCBI's taxonomy places the organism in Eukaryota, Metazoa, Arthropoda, Arachnida, Araneae, Theridiidae.